This is a messenger RNA of Mauremys reevesii (Reeves's turtle), 1533 nucleotides long. RefSeq names its product mitochondrial transcription rescue factor 1 (gene MTRES1). Lineage: Eukaryota; Metazoa; Chordata; Testudines; Geoemydidae. The transcript is spliced from 4 exons. Bases 194 to 871 code for a protein of 225 amino acids. The record is from RefSeq and is a predicted model, not a curated record.
CUGAGCCUGGCGGACGCGGCCCGGCCCCGCUCACGCUGAAGGGGGUUUGGCUUGGACGGAGCAGCGAGUCCCCGGCGCCAGCCCCCAGCAGCGGGGCCCCGGCCGGCGACUCCGCCCCGCUCUCCGCGCAGCGCCUCGGCGGCGGGAUUGGGCAGGGGCCGGGCCGCAGCGUCCGGCGGACACAGGGUAUGCUAUGACUGGUUUCAGACUGCCCAUCACUGCCUUUAGAAAACUAAAUGUCUGGCUUGGAGUCUGGGAGAAAUUUCCCUCUAAUAAACUCUGCGUGUCCUGGAGGAGACGUAUAUACUCUAUCCACCAAUCCAGUAUAAUAAACUACAGAAAACACUUCAGCAUUUCUCCUGUGAUACAGGAUAUAUUUUUAAGACCACCUUCACAAUGCAUUUCAGUGCCUUGUGUACGACUUAAAAGUGACAAAAGUUCUAGAAAGAAAAAACAAACCCUGCAUGAGGAGGAGGAGGAGGAGGAUGAAGAGAGAAGUGAUUCAGAAGAUGAAUUUGAAAAUGACCCCAAUAUAGUGAAAGAUUACAAGGAUCUUGACAAAGUAGUCCAGUCUUUUCGUUAUGAUAUAAUCAUGAAAUCUGGUCUAGAUAUUGCAAGAAACAAAGUGGAAGAUGCAUUCUAUAAUGGUGAACUCAGGCUGAAUGGAGAAAAAUUGUGGAAGAAAAGCAGAACUGUGAAAGUUGGUGACACACUGGAUCUCAUAGUAGGGGAGGAUAAAGAAACAGAAACUGCUGUAGUUAUGCGAGUUGUCUUAAAAAAAGCAUCAGAGAAGACUGAGAGUGAAAAAUACAAAGUGGUUUUGCGGCGCUGGAAAAAUUUAAAAGUGCCCAAACAGGAUGUAUUUAAGUGACAAGGAUUUGCAUAUGGCAGCAUGAGACUUCUUAUGGAAAACCAUUUCACUUGUUGCUAAAUAUGAAUUUUGGUUAAACAAAAUUCUUGCACCCUAUCUAAGGGCUUGUGAUAGAAUGUUACCUCCUUGCCAUAUGCACCAUUCAUAUCUUGUGAUAGUCUGUCAGUUUACACUGUACUAUUCAUUUUUGUUUCAUGGUGAAUUGGAAAAAGCUUUAUUUCCAGACAGUUUUCCUAAAGAACAUAUAUCAUGGUUGGGUAAAGGCUAGAUAGAUCUCAACUGCUUGACAGUUGUCUCUGAUUUUGUUAAUCAAAAUGAUAACAAGCGGAAGAAUGUUUCUGGCUGUGAGACUUAACUCAUUUUUCUAACCUUGUACCUCAGCGGUGUCACUCUAGGACGAUGAAACCUUUCUCAAAUCUAAAAUCCCAAAGGAGGGAGACAGGAUGAUUUAAUUUUAGAGUGACCAGGAAUUAACUGGGGAAUGGCUGAGGAGACACUCAUGUCGAGACUGUGAGGCACAUUGGAAGAUCAGGAAGAGGGAGCUUACACUACUAUCACUUUAUAUUGUAUAGUAGCUGUGCAGAACAUGAGUGGAAGAUCUCAGCCUCAUGCCCUCAAUUCAUUGAAUAUUAAAUAAAGAGUACUUAAUGCUUAAACUGGGA